Ectocarpus sp. CCAP 1310/34 is the source of this 3332-nucleotide messenger RNA. The record is from the annotation of a GenBank genome assembly. NCBI's taxonomy places the organism in Eukaryota, Phaeophyceae, Ectocarpales, Ectocarpaceae.
AUCUAAGCGUGGGAGGCGCGCAGUGCUCACGCGCUCACACUACUCCAGCAGGUUGGUAUCUCCGCAACUAGUUGAUACGACGGGACGCGAAGCUGGGCAUCUGGCGAAGCUGGGUGCCGUGCUCGGGCGUGCUCAAAACACCGGGUCACCUCUUCCCCAUCUACCAUCACUCUCGGCGGAGACCGACGGACCUAUCUUGUUGAACAAAAUCGGGAACGGACGCUAGAUCGGAGAGGCCAUGGCUGACACCAUGACCACCGCGCUCUACAUCAUCGUGCUGACUGCCUGGUUUUGCCUCAUGUGCGUCAUUCUGCGAUGCUGCUCAGACGGGGAGCCCCCGACCCUGUUUUUCGACCUGGACCCAGAGAUAGACCUGACCGGCGCUGGGCCGAAGCCUUCUGUGACCGCCGUAGUCGAUGGCGAACCGGCGAGGUUUGCGAGGGUGCAAAUCUUGGGCACCGCCGCCACUGCCGAAGAAGGAAAAGGAGGCACGCGGCACGAGGACCUGACGCUUGACGGCCUCGAGGUGCCGGCCGUCAUGGGUCGGACCGCGGCGGCGGGCGACGACCUGCCGGCCGCGCAAGAGGUCUGGUCACCCAUCCUGGCCCUGCGAACAUUCGUCGAGCCGCUCACCUCGAGGGCCUCGGCGGCCUUCCGAAAUUUCCACGUCUCGUUUUUCGAUGGGCAGGAGGAAGUAGGGAAAGUCGUGACAGGGGGUGCGAGCGGAGACGGUGGGAUGGCGGCGAGGGCGGAGGAAGAACGGUCUUCGGCGGCUGGUGCGCCGAGCGGCGGCGGCGGCGGCGCGGCGGCACCCGAAGCGGUAAGAGUGGCUUCCGCGGAACAGAGCUGGCCAGCAGUGCCGAGGGGAAUAGAUGUUGCGGACGUGUCGAACGGGCACGAACGAGCGGCGGCGGCGGAAAGAGAAAGGGCGGCAGGAGAAGAAGAGGAGGUGAAAGUCGCGGACGCGGGAGAGAUGACGUCGGACGGCGACCUGCAAGAUAGUCACCGGGUUGCGGUUUGAUGGAUCAUUCGGAACCCCGCGAGAGCGUAAUAUAGUUUUGUUGUUUGUUUUUGCCGCCGAGGAAUUGUCUACAUGGCGGUAAAAUUGCUUAAAUUUUUGUGUAUUGGGCCCGUUGGUUGUGCUUCUUUGCCACACUCCACGUUUUUGACGAUGGAGACGGUACGACCGAGACUCCGUGGCAAUUCCUACGAACGCGUCGGCGUGUUAUUCCUCCCAGGUACUUACGCUCCCGUGCGACCUGUAUACAAACAUCGCGUUGUCGUCACACAUAAGUACCAUUGGACACUUUUGCCCACCUCUUCUUCACCCAUCUCCAUUUUGCAAACCGUUGUGGAGCUUAGAUUCACGAAUGGAUGCUUUUUGAUGGUGCUCGCUGGCUCUUCACCCGGCCGACGCUGCUCCUAUGUGUUUGUUUGUCUCCGAGUGACCCCGGCAGUCUGUCUUGCAACUGCGGUGUUGCUGCCCGUUUGCGAGGCUGGCAGGCCGCGCCUGGACCUCGAUCGUGAGAGAUGAGCUGACCGUUGUUGCUGUCGCCGAUUCCUUCUCGCCGUUGUUGUGACGUCUCACCCAUCACUCUACGUUGUAAAACCGAAACGAAUGUCCGAAGCUUUCUGUGGGCAGUGGCCAAAGCUGGGAGUGUUGUGUAGGUUGUUUUGCGGUGGUGGGCGUGGUGCUGCUGAGACAGGACCAAGAUAGUACACCCUGCUGCUGAGAGCGACAACGCACAGCGAUGCGCGCUCCGACAUGUACUGUGUCCGUUGAUGUUUGUUUGCAUCUUGAGGAUGAUUUUUGUUUAGAUGUGGGGAUGGGGGGAGCCAUGUGUUGUUGAGGGGAUGGAAGUGAAUGGGGUAGCGAGUGGCGUGAGGAGCUCGUGUGUUUGUUUUUUCGUCUCACGUAUUCUGGGCUUCAGCCUACACCUUUCGGAGUAGUUUUUGGAGCACCAGCCGGGGUCACGCAGGAGGAAUUCCCUCGCCGUUCUUCCUGCGGCGCUUGGCUCCAAUAUUUAACACGAGAACGUGCCUUGAAACAUGAGUAGGAGAGUUACCCCUGUCUCGAUGGCUGGUGUCGAGAGAGAAAGUGGUCUUCCUUUGUUGUGGUUGGUCGGUGUCUGUUUCUUUGGUCUUGAGUUUUUCUGUGUAAUUUUUGUCAAUUUCAGACAAGCGUGGUAUGUAUGUGUUGAUUGUGUAUCGAGUGAGUGGGGAAGCAGGUGCCCUCUUAUUGUCGACGCUAGUAACACGCUGCCUGCGGUAUGUAUGGGGAGAGUUGUAGCUGUCGCGGGGACACGUGUAUCGUGCUUGACAAGUACCACCAAAGCUGGCGGCUGAGGCAGUACCAUCUAGAACCAGCGAGACAAGGGAACGGUGGUUAGAACAGCAGUGGUAGUCGCACUGUGGUGGGUUAUCGGACCCGCUUCUCCCUUGCAAUGAAGCGCGUGGGGGGGGGCUUGGCUGAUCCACCGAUCAAAGCGUCGUGGUGUGGUGUUGCUUGUGCGUGUGUGAAUAUAAUGACAACAUGGUGUUGGUUGCGUAGAGGUACUCAGUUCGUCGUCGUGCAAGCAACUUUGUGGGGUCCUGUCCAAAACUGUCCCAAGUUUAUCUCUUUAUCCGUGGUUUACUACGGUAGCUAUUUCUCUAAUAUUCUUUCAAGUGCAGGGUAUGUAUGCAUUGUCAUGUCUAUCUCUAUAUCCUUGGUUCACUACGGUAGCUAUUUCUCUAUUAUUUAAUAGUCUUUCAAGCGCAGGGUAUGCAUUGUAAUGUCGAAUCUCAAUUGUUUUCAAGGUUGUUUUGCUUGAGACGUCGGGCGGUCGAUCCUGAUACAAGGGCCUCCCCCGAACUCGGGCAUGUGCGGGUUAACAACGCGUUGCUUUGGUGGUUUGGGGUACGUACGGGAUCGCGGCCCUGGUGACGUCUCCGCCGGCUAAGGGUUUUGACCCAGGACCCAAUAAGUUUUCGACGGCACCAAGUUUAUCCAGAAGGAAACGACGGCUUGCGGCAUCCCCUCUCCCUUUCUUUCGUCGUCUGUUUUUGAUGGAGGGACCUUUUAACUUUUGUUGUGUUGAUGAUGGCGAGGCUGCUACAAGCGAUUCGCUAGCAGUCCACUCGAAUCACCACCGACAACCAUGCACCAUACAUCGGGCGGGUUUUACUACGGGGGGUGGGUUUGUCGUAUGGAGUUCAUUAAGCGUUUGUUUUGACUUUGUUCUUUCGUUUGACUGUCAAAGAAACGGGGGCCGAGAACGCACGUGCCUACCGUUAGUGUUCCGUAGGUUACACUGCCUUGCUUCCCCCGCGUAGUGUUAUGGUAACAUCUG